AUGACUGCUGCUGACGCUGUCUUCAAUCAAAUCGAUCUUAACCAAGAUGGACGUGUAGAUCUUGGUGAAUACCGUAACUUCGUUGGUCAAAACCUUGGUGUUGGUUGGAAUGGCGGUUGGAAUGGUGGUUGGAAUGGUGGUUGGAAUGGUGGUUGGGGUGCUGGUUGGAAUGGUGGUUGGGGUACUGGUGCUGCUCUUGGUGGUGUUUAUGAUUCCUCAGUUGUUCUUGGUGGUGGUGUUGUUGACGCUGGUCUUGCUGGUGGUGUUGUUGACGCUGGUCUUGCUGGUGGUUACCAAACAGUCGUAGGCGGUGCUGGAUAUGUUGGUGAUGCUAAUGUUGUUCUUGGUGGAUCAGUUUAUGAUUCAGCAGCAUUAGCAGCUUCUCAAGUUCAAUAUGCUGCUAAUGCGCAAGGUGUCUACCAAGAUCCAAAUCCACAAAUUAUUCGUCGUCCAAAUCCAAAUGGUGUACAAACAUACACACAAAAUGUUCGAGUUCAAUUCCUUCAACCACCACCUGUUCCACCACCAGGCCCACUCAUCAUCAAAGAAGUUCGUCCACCUCAACCACCUCUUCCACCACCACUUCGUCUUCGUCAAGUAGCUCCACCUCUUCCUCCACCACCUCCACUUGUUCUCCGUGAACGACCACCAAUACCACCACCAGUCAUUCCAUCUCAAACAGUCAUUCGUCGUUUGGCUGGUUUACCAGUUCCACCACGAUCGGUCAUCGUUGAACGUGUUCCACCUCCUCCACCACGACCACGUGACGUCCUCCUUGAACGUUGGAUUCCAUAUGGACCUCAACCAAGACGCCGUACCCUUCUUCAACGUGCUCCUCUUCCAUUACCAUACCCAGCUCCACGCAAUGUUAUCAUUCAAUACGAACAAGCUCCAGCUCGCGUUGUUCGUAACUUCCAACGCCUUGGUGUUAGUGCAGCUAGUCCAGCUGCUUACGUUCAAACAUAUGGUGCUAGCCUUCUUGAUGGUUCUUCACUCGUUGCAACAGCUCGUUCUGCUGGUGUUGUUGAAGAUAUUUCAGCACCUGGUUAUGUCGGCUAUGGUCUUGGUGCCUAUGGUCAAGAAUGGAGUGCCGCAUCCGGUUUAGUAGGUGGUACUGGUCUUUAUACUGGAGGUGUUGAUGUUGUUGAUGGUGGUCUUGCUCUUGCUGGUUGGAACGGCAAUCUUGCCGGUUGGAACGGCAAUCUUGCCGGUUGGAACGGCAAUCUUGCUGGUUGGAACGGCAAUCUUGCUGGUUGGAACGGCGGUCUUGUUGGUUGGAAUGACGGCCUUGCUGGUUGGAACGGCAAUCUUGCUGGUUGGAACGGCAAUCUUGCUGGUUGGAAUGGCAAUCUUGCUGGUUGGAAUGGUGGAUUAUUGGGAUCAGCUGCUGUUGUUAAUGGAGCUGAUGCUGCUUUCCUUAAUGCUGAUACCGAUUAUAACGGCAGCCUUGACCGAAAUGAAUUUCGCAAUCUUCUCGCUCAAAAUCUUUAA
Molecule: messenger RNA, 1491 nt
Organism: Rotaria sp. Silwood1
Lineage: Eukaryota; Metazoa; Rotifera; Eurotatoria; Philodinida; Philodinidae
Source: the annotation of a GenBank genome assembly